This is a messenger RNA of Lingula anatina, 1244 nucleotides long. Its product is annotated as cyclin-H-like. Gene Ontology annotation, biological process: DNA-templated transcription; regulation of transcription by RNA polymerase II. Gene Ontology annotation, cellular component: transcription factor TFIIK complex. NCBI's taxonomy places the organism in Eukaryota, Metazoa, Brachiopoda, Lingulata, Lingulida, Lingulidae. Gene Ontology annotation, molecular function: cyclin-dependent protein serine/threonine kinase regulator activity. The record is from RefSeq and is a predicted model, not a curated record.
AAAAUGAGACCAAGAAUAAGCUUAUAGCGCCAUCUAUGAACGAGUCACAAGACGAGAGAAAAGUUACAUGAAAGAGGAUGCAUGAUGUUUCCUACCAGUUCUCAGAGAAAGCAUUGGACUUUCUGUGGCGAAACAGAAUUGAAUAGACUUAGGACGGAGACGAAUAGGAAAUAUCUAGAAAAACACGCCAAAAAGUUCAAGAAUAAAGACGAUGGCACAAGUUUUUUAGACUUAAAGGAAGAAAGGAUUUUACUUCGUCACUAUGAAUAUGCUCUCAAAGAAUUCUGUGCACGCUUCCAAGAUUCUGGACCACAUGAAAAUAAAGUUAUUGGGUUGCCAAGAGAAGUUGUGGGAACAGCUAUUAACUAUAUGAAAAGGUUUUUUCUCAAUAAGUCAGUAAUGGAUUAUCACCCAAAGGAUAUAAUGCUUACCUGUGUAUAUUUGUCAACCAAAGUAGAAGAAAACCAUGUUUCUCUCAGAACCUUUGUAUCUAACAUAAAAGGAGACCCUGAUAAAAAUGCUGACAUUGUCCUCUGUUUUGAACUUUUACUAAUGAAGGAGCUGCAUUACCACAUGACAAUACACAAUCCAUUCAGAGCAUUGGAAGGCUUGAUUAUUGAUGUGAAGACAAGAUGCAAAGCUGUUCAAGCCAUGCCCACAAAAGAUGUUGAAAAAUUAAGGAAGGGGGCAUUUGACUUUAUUGACCGCUCCUUAAGUACAGAUGCCUGUCUAAUAUUUGCUCCAUCACAGAUUGCUUUGGCUGCUUUACUUGCAAGCGCAAGUGAACAAAAAAUUAAUUUAGACAGCUAUGUAACAGAAACCCUUUUAAUGUCUGAAAGCCAAGAACAUGUGCACAAAGUGAUAGAGCAAGUUAAAAGAAUCCGUUAUAUGGUGAAACAUAUCGAACCCAUAAGUAAAGAAGAUGUGAGGAACAUACAUAAAAAAUUGAUGAAGUGUAGAAACCAGGAAAAUAAUCCAGAAAGUGAAGUCUAUAAAAGAAAGAUGGAUGAGCUGUUAGAGGAAGAGGAGGAAUACCAGUCUCAAAAAAGGGCUAAAAUUGCAGAGGAAGAAAAACUUGCUGAGAAAAACCUUGUUGGUUUAUGACACAGACAGAAAUUGUGGGAAUUAUUGUUGAAUCAUACUGAAGCCAUUAGUGAAAUAGGUUCAAAAAACAUGAUUGAACAACGGAGGCAGACUUGUAGGAGACAAAGCGAUAGAUGAUACUGAGCUGUGUCUGUGCUUUU